Gymnodraco acuticeps is the source of this 4243-nucleotide messenger RNA. It is a transcript of the gene arhgef7b, whose product is annotated as Rho guanine nucleotide exchange factor (GEF) 7b. Gene Ontology annotation, molecular function: guanyl-nucleotide exchange factor activity; protein binding. NCBI's taxonomy places the organism in Eukaryota, Metazoa, Chordata, Actinopteri, Perciformes, Bathydraconidae. The record is from RefSeq and is a predicted model, not a curated record.
CAGGUGAUACCAACAUCCGCUCAGAGAGAGAAAGACAGAGAGAGAGAGAGAUCAUAUAGUCAUUUCCACAUUUAUUUUUUCCCGUUUGGCAUCAUCAGUGUGUGUUCGCAGUGUGCAUUGACCGUAAUGUGCAGACUAGGCGGGGCUGGCUGACCCGAUCCUCUCUUAUUUCGGACAAGUAGGAAUAACACUGCUGCUGUUUUCUGACAUUAGAGACUAUUUCCAGGCAUGAAUUCAGCCGAGCAGACGGUGACCUGGCUCAUAACGCUGGGGGUCCUGGACUCUCCCAAGAAAAGCAUCUCUGAUCCGGAGGGUUUCCUGCAGACCUCCCUGCAGGAUGGAGCGGUGCUGUGCAGGCUGCUGGAGAGACUGCGACCCGGGACGGUGGACAAAUUUUUCCAGGAGCCGAGAGGAGACAGCGAGUGUCAGAAAAACAUCAGCGAGUUUAUUAAAGGCUGCGGGGCUUUCGGAGUGGAGCCUUUUGAGGUAAAUGACCUCCUGCAAGGACAGAACUUCACUAAAGUCCUAAACUGCUUGGUUGCCCUCAACAAAGCUACUGAAGAUCUGAGUGUUUCCGAGGACAGCGAGUGUGUGCCGCUCUCGUCUCACCUGAGGAUCAAGUCGUUCGACUCUCUGAACACGAGUCGCUCGUCCAAAGCGCUGCAGCCUCAGUACCGCAGCCUGGACAUGUCCGAGGGCAGCGGGUGUGGCCACUCGCUGUUCAAGGCGCGCUUUGCUUUCGAGCAGACCAAUGAGGACGAGCUCUCCUUCUCCAAGGGCGACAUCGUCUCUGUGAUCCGACAGGAUGACGGGGGCUGGUGGGAAGGGUCCUGCAACGGCCAGUCCGGGUGGUUCCCCAGUAACUAUGUGCGGGAGCUGAAGGGAGGCGACAAGACAUUAGAAAAGCCAAAGUCUGGGACACUGAAAAGCCCCCCCAAAGGUUUUGACACCACCAUCAUCAGUAAGACGUACUACAAUGUGGUCCUCCAGAACAUCCUGGAAGCAGAGACUGAAUAUUCGCGGGAGCUGCAGAGUCUCCUGGGUUCAUACCUGCGAUCCCUUCACCCCACAGACAAACUCAGCAGUCUUGACAUCAGUCACAUUCAUGGAAAUCUGGAGGAGAUCUCUACCUUCCAGCAGAUGUUGGUUCAGUCCUUAGAGGACCAUACCAAACUCCCGGAGAACCAGCAGAGGAUCGGGGGCUUCUUCCUGAACAUGAUGCCCCAGAUGAAGAUCAUUUAUGUGGCUUACUGCUCCAACCACCCGUCUGCUGUCAGUGUCCUCACUCAGCACAGUGAGGAUCGGGAAUACAUGGAGUCGAAGGGGGCGUCCUCUCCAGGGAUCCUGACCCUGACCACUAACCUGAGUAAACCCUUCACCAGACUGGAGAGAUACCCCACGCUGCUGAAAGAACUGGACCGACACAUGGAGGAUCAACACCCUGACAGAGCUGAUCUCAUUACGGCGAUAACUGCCUUUAAAAACUUUGCGGCUCACUGCCAGAAUGUGAGGAAAAAGAAAGACCUGGAGUUGCAGAUUUUAACGGAGCCAAUCAGAAACUGGGAGGGUGAUGACAUUCGUUCUCUGGGUCCGGUUCAACACAUGUCGCAGUGCACCGUCCACACGCAGAACUGCCAGGAGUCAAACGAACGCUACCUUGUCCUCUUUCCUCACACUCUGCUCGUGCUCUCUGCCAGCCUCAGGAUGAGUGGAUUCAUCUUCCAGGGGAAGAUGUCACUGUCAGGGAUGCUCAUCUCCAGAAUAGAAGACGGAGAAAACCUGAAGAAUGCUUUUGAAAUCUCCGGUGCUCAGGGUGAUCGGAUGCAGGUGGCGUGUAACACUCAGCGUGAACUUCAGGACUGGCUGGACCUCCUCACCAAACACACACACACUCCUGCCUCACACACUAACUCGCUCAAGCAUCAGUCCGUCUGUCACACACUGCCCUCUCUUCCCGCCACUCCCUCCAGACACUCGGAGUCUCGUGGAGGAAGCGUCGGACACAACUACCACACCCUUCCCCAUACCCCUUCAUUUGGGAUGAACCUCAACAGCAGCCCGAUGUGGGGGCCCCUGGAGCCGCCGAGUACCCCUAAACCCUGGAGCCUGAGCUGCCUCCGCCCUGCUCCUCCACUCAGACCCUCAGCUGCUCUCUGCUCCAAGGAGGAUAUGAGUAAGAGUCCUAAGAACAUGAAGAAGCUGCUCCCUAAGAGGAAGCCGGAGAGGAAACCUUCAGAGGAGGACUUUACUGUCAGAAAAAGUACAGCAGCUCUAGAGGAGGACGCUCAGAUCCUGAAGGUCAUCGAAGCUUACUGCACCAGCGCCAAGACACGAGCCACUCUCAACUCCACCUGGCAAGGGACUGACCUCAUGCACAACCAUGUGCUCGCGGACACCAGCCUCACCGUCGCUGGUAUCCCCGGCAACCCGCCUUGUUCUGACCAAUCAGAGGACUCGGAUUAUGACAGUCUCUGGAACGCCCAUAGUUACAGGACUGCCUCAUUUUCUCGGUCCAGCAAGAAGGAUGUACACAUGUUGUUCCCGGAGGAAGAGAAGAUUAUAGUGGAGGAGACCAGGAGCAACGGACAAACUGUGGUGGAGGAGAGGAGUCUGGUGGACACGGUGUACAGCCUGAAAGACGAGGUCCAGGGACUCAAACAGGACAACAAGAGGAUGAAGAGGACGCUGGAGGAGGAGCAGCGAGCGAGGAAGGAGCUGGAGAAAGUCGUGCGGAGAGUCCUGAAGAGCAUGGACGACCCGACCUGGGACGAGACGAACCUCUGAUCGUCACAGACUCUAAAAUGACCUUUCCUUAAAACCUGUUCCCUCUUCCUCUGACCUUCACAGUGACCUUUGUACCAAACUGUGGACCAAGAGAGGAAAAAGUCUGCCAGAAAAAUCAGCAAAGCCAUCCUCACUGACCGUAAAGCUGUGAAGCCAAAUUAGCUGGUAGGCACGAUGACAUCACUUCCUGUCCCACUCUUUUUAAACAGCCUUUUUUGGAGCACUGACAAACAAACCUUUUUAUUAUCUACUUGUGUAUUUAUCUUGAAUUCCUCUUGUGCUGAUUUGAUAUUAAGUCGGACAUUUCACCAUACCCAGAACAGUAUAAUAACGCUACGUGGGUUUAUUCAUUUCACAGAUUAAAACCACACUCCUCAUUUCAUUGGCAGCGAUUUCAUUUCAAUUUAAAAUGUUUUAUGAUAUAUGCUCUUGAUUCUGACUAACUAUAAAGCUGGUUUCUUUGUUAUAUUAAUUAAACAUCGUAGGGGGGUACUACAUUUUAAAAUAAAACUACAUUUACCAGCACCUGUAACUGACAGGAUGAGAUUAAGGUUUUUUUAUUGUUGUUAAAAUUAUGCUUUUUGCAACCGACUACUAUUAUAUUUUAGGGAUCCACUGCAUUGCUUCACUGGAUAUGCACAUUCCUGGUGUUGUUAUUUUUAAGGUUUGUAUUUUACUAAGUUUUUAAACCCAGUGACAUGGACACAGGAUCUGUUAUUCUGCUGUUCUUCCACUUCUUGGAAUAUGUUUUACGUGUAAAAGAAGUCAGGACUUUGGGUUUAAAAUGUGUUUAACUUGUUCGAAACGUAUGGACCUACUGUGGACGUCUAUAUAAUGAUGAUCAGAAAGUAACAAUCAAGUACUGCACUGAAGUAAUUCUGAGGUAUGUAUCUGCGUAGGAAAAGAGAGCCUUGUAAGACAGAAACAAUCAAAGUUAAUUUUAAGUUUAUCUGUGAAACAAACGGAGAGUCGGCUCGUUUCUCUCUCUGCUUCAAGACCGAAGUCCAAGCAAUACAACACUGGAAAAUGUUCUUGAUUUUUAUGAUGUCAAUAUGAAACUGACUAGAAUGAUUUUUUUAUAUUUGUGAUUGUGUUUUUACUCUUAUCGCCUGGUUUUGAUUUGUAACACUACUUAUUUUCUACUGGACCUUGUUGAUCACGCUGUAACGUCAGGAGACCUGCCUUGUGGAGAAAAACAUUUUCUUUGCUUUAAAUAUUUAUAAGGCUUUAAAUGUCACCUGGAAAUGUUGAUUAAAUAAGAAACAACACGUAUGCAAGCUAUGUAAUACAGUAUGUCAAUUAUUAACUUAUGUAUUUAACUGAAAGUGACUGAAGUGUGUUUAAAUGUGAUGGUGAUGAAGGAUAUAGCAGUAGUUACAAUGAGAAGAAUCACCCCUGUCUAUUUAUUUUGCCCAUUUGUCUGUGAAUAAAAUGUGGAAUCAAAUCCCGAAGAAUCUUU